Messenger RNA from Cryphonectria parasitica EP155, 2908 nucleotides. RefSeq lists its product as uncharacterized. The record is from RefSeq and is a predicted model, not a curated record. Lineage: Eukaryota; Fungi; Ascomycota; Sordariomycetes; Diaporthales; Cryphonectriaceae. The coding region runs from base 806 to 2908 and encodes 700 amino acids. Gene Ontology annotation, biological process: mRNA processing. The transcript has 3 exons. Gene Ontology annotation, molecular function: mRNA binding. Gene Ontology annotation, cellular component: exon-exon junction complex.
CCGCGCUGUCCUGUCGCCCAUCACCGCCGACGCCGACGACCACCUCUUACCGUCGAAAAGCCUGGUCCCUGGGCUGGUCAGAUUCAUCAUUGAGAUAUCGGUCAGCAUCUCUUCGGUGCGCCUCUAGGCUCUGCCUGUCUCAAUCUAAGUUUCAAAGCGUUCGUUCGCCUUUGACUCUUAUCCGGUUCGACCUUGUCAUCCAUUCUCCGUCCUCCGACCUCACUUCUUGUUUUUACUUUUUCUCUCUCUCCUUCUCGCCCUCGCCAGCCUCUCUGUCCCGUCUUUGGCCCUUUUCGUUUGAGUCUCUGCCAACAGGGACACCAGAGAAAGUGGAGCCGGUGGUCUUUUUGAGUCGGCGGCAAACGAUAUCCAAUCCGCCUUGGCCAUCGCUGUCAAAACUUUCCCUACGCUCUUGUCUUUUCUACUAAUUGUCUGUCUUGUUACGGUUCACUUCCAUUCCUGCGUCCUCUCUUUUUCCUUCUUCGACACCGUGUUUGUAGCAAUACCACAGCAAACACAGUUCUCAAGUCACUGCUGCAGCGCGGGCCCACGGCCUCAAAUCAGCAACGCGUCCAUCCCUGACCGGAUCAGCGGUCGAGCGUCCUCGAGAACAGUUCGACCUCGCCUUCCCGACACCACAUGCUAGCCCUCGAGACCUUCUGAACCCGCUGCAGACACAGCGCGCGCGGUGCUGCCCGAUCUCCACCCCUCCUUGCCUAGCCCGGUCGAACUUGGACGCCCCACACUCACACAUAUAUACACACGUACACACGCGAACAAAUAUACAUACACACAUAUAGUCACGAUGGGUGCACCUCCCAAACGCAGCAGCAGAAGGACACUCGGUCAUCGACGCCGCGUCGACGACGAAGGUGACGACGAGGGUGGGCCCGAGACGCUGGAUCAUCUCGAUGAUGACUCCGUCACUGAGGGCUCCGUGAUCACCGACGAACAUGACCGUGGCGAUGACAGUGACACUAGCAACGUCGACGAGGCGUCACCAACAUCCCCUGUCUUAAAAAAGGCACCAGGUCGCAGAGCUGCCAAGGGAAACCUCCCUCAUCUUGCUCCUGCAGGGACAACCGGACCGGAGGCGCAGGUUGCUCGAGACGUGGCGGAAGCCGAAGUACAGCUGAACGGGCUAAACAUCUCGGACGAGCCUAGACCGACGCAAGAGGAGACGACUCCCUCCGCACCUACCAAGCCGACCGGCCCCGUGGUCGUGAGCUCCACGCAGGUGCAGGCACAGGAGCCACCCUUCGAGCGCAGACGCCGUGAGCAUGAGGAGUACCGCAAGAAGAGAGACGAGGACCCAGCCUUCGUGCCAAACAGGGGCGCCUUCUUCAUGCACGACCACCGACACGCUGGCCCGGCCGCGAAUGGCUUUCGUCCGUUUGGCAGAGGAGCCCUGAGAGGCGGUCGAGGAAGGGGCCGUGGCGUAGGGGCCCCCUUUGCACCGAUCAAGUAUGUAUCUUCGAACCCUCUUGACCCGACCGUCAGUGGUCCUUGGGCCCACGACAUGCACGAAGCUGUUGCCGAGCCUUUGCCCAUGCGGCAGCCGAGACAUGCGCCUCGACCUGUGGAAGGCCCUCCGAACGGAGACGGACAUAUUCCUACACGCCCAUCCAGCGACACACCCAUCAACAGAACCUUGUCGACGGAGAAGACUCUCGGAUAUGUGGAAGUUCGGAUGUUCUUCCCCGGUCUGAAGGAGCCCAAGUCGUUCUCCAGCAUUCCGAUGAAGCGCUACAUAAUGCUGCCCGACCACAGACCUCCCCUCCGGCGUGACAAGGCUGUCAGGAUAUGUCUGCCACGCAACCCUCCUCGCUAUGUGUUCCCUGCUGCGGAUCGGUCAUUCAUCUUUAUCCCUCGGGCCAUGCGCCCCAACCAGCAGCACAUCCGUGGCAGGUCCCGAACAGGUUUUGGCUCCGUUGGUGGCUAUUCACGCCGUACUAGCAUCUACGGCGGCAGCUACUACGGAAGUGCCUACACUCCGAGUGUGGGCAUGAGCCGACGGUCGUCAAUAGCUCCGGGAGAUUUCAUCUCGCCGACUGGCUCCGCUAUGUCGAGACCGAUCGUGCGGCUCCCACCCAUGAUGCAACCACAGGUGCCGGUGCCCAUGCCCAUGCCUGACCAGCCCUCAAUCACGGACCUACCGCAGCCGCAGACCUAUCCUCUCCCUCAAAAGCCAGCGUUCCAGGAGAACCGCCCUGAUGACUCCAUUCCCAUGCACCAACCCCGCCCGCAGAAGGCAGUGUCCCUCGAGAACAUUGAAUCGCCCACAAGACAGACCAGACAACCACCGCAAUUCCAACAGGCCUUCCACCAACAGGUCCCGCCUCAGAUGGUCAACAGCUUAUCACUGGACACGCACGGUCGGAACCCGCCUUAUCCCUCUCAAAUCUCUACUGGUACACCUCUUUCUCAGAUUCCCGAGCGUGCUAUCCAUGCCGCACCUUUCCAGCCCUCCACGUACUCCCAACCUCCGCCUGGCUACUACAGCCAACCUUAUCCCAUGUUGGCGCAGCCGCCGCGGCCGCAGCAGCAGCAACAGGGGUAUUAUUACCCACAACCACCGCAACCGUACGCAAACAAUAUGGCCUCCCCAGCGGCUGCUCCCCCCUUCUACCCCGGCGGCCCACAAGCACAAGCAAUGAACUACGGCCAGGGUGGUCAAGGCGAGGGUCCUCCUGUUCAGGCCAACACCCAGGGAGGUGGCUCAUCCACCUUGGUUGCCCAAGAUGUCAACGGCACGGUCUACUACUAUGAUGCAUCUCAGAUACCCACGUAUCCAACCUAUCCUGCCUAUGGCGCCCCUGGCUAUGCUCCCAACAUGACCAUGGGUAUGUCACCGGCACCAGAGGGUUACUACUACAAUCAAGCCGCUCAAGGGAUGACCCCAUACUAG